AUGCCCAACUGGACUGUGGAUCCUGCCAACAAAAAACGGCUUCUGGCGCUGCAGAAGGACGGUGCCAACAAAAAAUGUUUUGACUGUGAUGCCCCCAACCCGCAAUGGGCCUCCCCCAAGUACGGCAUCUUCAUCUGCCUGGAGUGCGCCGGAGUGCACAGAGGUCUGGGAGUGCAUAUCUCGUUUGUGCGAUCUAUCUCGAUGGAUCAGUUCAAGCCCGACGAGAUGGAGCGGAUGGAGAAAGGUGGCAACCAGCGGGCCCACGAGUUUUUCGACAAGGCCGGUAUGGCCAGAGAUACUCCCAUCAAGCAAAAGUACAACUCGGUGGUGGCUCGAAAUUACAUGAACUACCUAACCAGUGAGAUCGAGGGCACCGAGUACGUCCCCGAGAAGGAGGGUGCCACCCCCAGUGUUGCCCCCUCCAAGUCACGUGACUCCAGUCGAUCUGGCGAGUCCGAUCUGACUCCCCAGGGCUCUAACGUGGCCUUUUUCGAGGGUCUGGGUGCUAAGAACGCAUCUCGAUCUGCUGACGUUCGACCUUCGGAGGGCGGCAAGUACUCCGGAUUUGGCAACACUCCCGCUCCCGUCUCGUCCAACAACCGACCCGGUGCCACCAUCACGAUGGACAACUUCCAGGCCGAUCCUCUGGGCACUCUGACCAAGGGCUGGGGUCUAUUUUCCAAGACCGUCAGCCAGAUGUCGACUGAAGUCAACAACCAGUACAUUAAGCCUACUGUCCAGAACAUCCAGGAGUCCGAGUACACAAAGACUGCUUUGGAGCACGCACAGAAGCUGGGAGAAACCGUUCAGAAGGAGAGUAAACGGGGUCUGGACCGGUUCCACGAGUUCGUGGAGGGCAACGAGGGCGAUCCCCAGGGCUACAGCCGACCCGGCGAGUCGCGAAACCUGAUCCAGUACGAGGACGAGUCCGAUGAGGAUCCCUUUUCUCAUCUCAAACCCAAGGGUAAAUCCAACAUGACUGGAUUCGGAAAGACUGCCGACGGUGAGGACUGGGGCGAAUGGAACGAGUGGGACGACGAUGGAGUGGAGGACGAGGACGAGGACGAGCAGGUGGCCAAGGUCACCAAGGACGCUGUUCCCCCUGCUGCUGCUCCUUCGGCUACUGAGGCCCCCAAGGCGAAGAAGCCCUCUGCCAAGGAGCGAGCUCUGGCUGCCAAGGCUGAGGCCGAGAAGGCUGCCAAGGAGGCUGAGGCAAAGGAGAAGACUGAGAAGGUUGAUGGAGCCGAGGAAAAGGAGGCUGAGAAGGUCGAGGAGCAAGACAAGGAGCCUCUUGAGGAGGUUGAGCCCGAGGCUGAGCCCGAGAUGGAGCCCAAGUCUAAGAAGGAUGAUUAG
Molecule: messenger RNA, 1353 nt
Organism: Yarrowia lipolytica CLIB122
Lineage: Eukaryota; Fungi; Ascomycota; Dipodascomycetes; Dipodascales
Biological process (GO): regulation of endocytosis; regulation of ARF protein signal transduction
Cellular component (GO): Golgi membrane
Molecular function (GO): GTPase activator activity
Source: RefSeq, a predicted model, not a curated record